AUGGCGCGGUCACCUGAGGACGAGCGCGACGUGCUGGGCCUGGUGGGUGGCCUGCUGGGGCUGUCCAGUGGAGACCGCACCUCCCUCGGGGCCCGCCUGGCUCACUGCGGCAGGCUGUUCGCCGCUGUGGUCAACAUCUUCGCAAACGUCUCCCUCGUCACCACCACCGGCGUAGAGCUCUGCACUGGCAAGUCGGCGGAAACAGAGAGGGCCUCCAUCACGGCCUUCGUCUUCUCCGUUUCCGUAAUCAACUUGGUCAAGGCGGUGUCGCUGCUGAUGCAGUGGCGGCGCCUGCGCCGCCUCGUGGGCAUCCUGGAGGCCGUCCGCAGCAGCUUCCGGGACCCAGAGGGCGCCCGCGGCCGCUAUUCGCGCCACGCCGUCGUCCUCGGCCGCACCUGGGUGGUGAUGGCGACGAUGAACGUGACCUUCUGGUGCCUGGACCCGCUGAUCAGCCAGGCACUCGGCGGCGCGGAGCAGGGCCGCCAACUGCCGCUGCCGCUGUGGCUGCCUAUCGACCAGACCCAGCCGUCCAACUAUGGGCUCCUCUUCCUGCUGGAGUCCGCGAUGCUUAUAAGCGGUGUCCAGCUGUCCCUCUUCAUCGACGCUCUUUUCGUAACUCUCAUCAUAAACGUCACUGCCGAGAUACAUGUGCUCAACAACAACAUUCAGAAUAUGAAAAAUGCAACUGUCCGUGUAGCUGGUCCACAGUCAAUGACCGCUGCAUCCGCGUUCAUUAGGACGUCGCAAAGUACGGCAACUGGAGACGAGUCGACACUCAUCGCAACUUCUACUAGACCCAAUAUUGGCUGUAUCAAUUUUUCGACAUCUGACUUCACUUCAGCAAACGCCAAUAAUGAAAAGAGUGCUAAUGAUGAAAUGUAUCAACUAUUAGUAGAGAACAUCCGGCAUCAUCAACUAAUUAUCAUAUGUGUGAGUGAGUUAGAAAAGGCAGUAAGCAUGGGAGCAUUUGCCCUCCUCUCCAUAAACAUUCUCAACCUGUGUUCGCACAUCUUCUCUUUAGUAGUUAUGCUGGAGAGAGACACCAGUGUGUCCGCUAGGACCAAAAUGUUUCUCGCCGUUCCUAUCUUCAUGUGUCAGAGUGGCCUCUACUGCCUCACUGGACAGGCGAUUAUUGACGAGAGCGAACGGCUGGUCAACUCUGCCUUCAGCUGCGGUUGGCCCGACGCCGAUGAGCGCUUCAAGAGGUCUCUCCGUGUCUUCAUGGUGCGCGCGGCGCAGCCCCUCCGCAUCAGAGUGGGCAAGCUCAUCUCCCUCUCCAGGGCCACCUUCCAAGAGCUCUUGAAGGGAUCGUACCAGCUAUUCAACGUGGUGUACCAGUUCCACACCAACUAG
This is a messenger RNA of Schistocerca gregaria, 1353 nucleotides long. Its product is annotated as odorant receptor 83a-like. NCBI's taxonomy places the organism in Eukaryota, Metazoa, Arthropoda, Insecta, Orthoptera, Acrididae. Gene Ontology annotation, cellular component: plasma membrane. Gene Ontology annotation, biological process: detection of chemical stimulus involved in sensory perception of smell; sensory perception of smell. The coding region runs from base 1 to 1353 and encodes 450 amino acids. The transcript is spliced from 7 exons. The record is from RefSeq and is a predicted model, not a curated record. Gene Ontology annotation, molecular function: olfactory receptor activity; odorant binding.